Drosophila subpulchrella is the source of this 2055-nucleotide messenger RNA. It is a transcript of the gene Larp7, whose product is annotated as la-related protein 7. Gene Ontology annotation, biological process: RNA processing. Gene Ontology annotation, cellular component: nucleus. The record is from RefSeq and is a predicted model, not a curated record. Gene Ontology annotation, molecular function: mRNA binding. Lineage: Eukaryota; Metazoa; Arthropoda; Insecta; Diptera; Drosophilidae. The coding region runs from base 66 to 1850 and encodes 594 amino acids. The transcript has 2 exons.
AUGGCGGAUAAAGCAAAAACCAAUUGCAAUAAGUAAUUUCCGAAUUAGUGUUUUACCGGCGUCAAAUGGCUGCCAAAAACACCGAGAAGGAGAAGGGCGAGGGCCAGGAGCCCACCACCCCGGCAGAGAAACCAGAUCCGGCCGCAUCCACUGAUCCCACCGAGCAAAAGACCAAGGAACCGGCGACGGAGGACACAACGCCGACCAAAAAGGAUGGAGGCCGCAAGAGGAAGCGCCACUUGUUCAACUCCAUUCGCGGCCAAAUGGAGUUCUAUUUCGGCGACGCCAACUUGAGCAAGGAUCGCUUCCUGCGCCGCUAUGUGGAGCAGGAUCCAUAUGUACCAUUGGAGAUCUUUCUGACAUUCAACAAGAUCAAGACGCUCACCCAGGAUGUGCAGCAGAUAGCCAAGGCGUUGAGCAACUCCCAGCUCUUGGAACUGGAUGAGACCAAGCUGAAGGUGAAGCGCAGGACCAAGCUGCCGGAUCAGCGCGAUGUCAACGACAAAACCCUGUAUGUGGAGGCUCUGCCCGCCAAUGCCACCCACGAUUGGCUUAAGGAGGUGUUCAGCCGCUACGGACCGGUGGCCUACGUCUCCCUGCCCCACUAUCCGGGCACCAAGAAGAUCAAGGAGUUCGCCUUCAUCGAAUUCGAGAAGAGCGGCUCCGUGGAGAAGGCAGUAAAGGCUUUUGCCCAGGUUCAAGGCGUUCUGUCCGUGGAAACCGAUCCUGGCGAACUGGCCAGCGUGCGCUCAUUCCAGCAGCAACAGCAGCUGCAGCAGAAAGCCGAUCAGCCGCAGGAGGAGGCCGACCAAGUAAAACCGCCCAAGCGAAGCCUAAAAAGAGAGGCUGGCGAUAAGGAUCGCGAGGAUGGACAAGAUGUGAAACGUGUCAAGCUAGAGGUGGACCAGCCCAGCGAGACCUCCACUGCGGAGGAAACAUGCAGCGAAACGGAUGCGGAGGCCACGGCAGAGGCUUCGGAACAGGAGGGCAAGACAGAGCCAACCGAAGGCGAUGCAGCUGCCAAGAAGCGUCGUCGCAAGCGGAAGAAGAAGACCAUUGUAGACAAGCCAAACAUUGAGCCCAGUGCCCUGGAGCUCAAGGUGCUGCCCAAGACCAGUUGGAGCAGUCUGCGCAACAAGUACUUGAAUCUGCAGCGUCGCCUGGUCAGCGAGGCCAAAAGCAAGCUGUGGCGGGAAAACCACCCGCAAAAUCAGCAACACCAUCAACACCAACAGCACCACCAGAACCUUUCCAAGCCAUCACAGCUGCCCGAGGCGGCCAAAGAGGAGGAAACCGGAGGCGAGGUGCCAAGCGAUGGCGGCGAAGCUGCAGCGGAUGCAGUUCCAGUGCCGGCCAAGCGCCGCAAGGCGGUGCACAAGAUGAACAUGAACUUCUACGGCGCUGGCGGCGUAGAAUCCACAAAAUCCGAAGAGCCUUCGCAGGAACGCACGCCCCUCUUCAAAUACGAGCCCGGACUGAUUGUAGAGUGUUCUCUUCUGGAGCCCUGCACCAAUGUGAAGGAGUUCAAGGCCGACAUGCGCCAGUAUCCAGAUAUUAAGUAUGUGGAUAUCAAAGAGGGUGAUCAGGUGGCCCAACUGCGUAUGGCCACUCCUUCCGCCGCCGAGGAACUGGUGCGCCAGGUCAACUGUGCCGAGAGGCAGCUAAAGGUGCUGUCUGGUCAGCAGGAGACGCUCUAUUGGCGCAAAAUCGAGCAGGAUCGCGAGGCGAAACUCUCGAAAAAGGUGCGCGUACAGCAGAAGCGCGGUCGCGAGAAGGUCUCCAAACUGCUGGCCAAGCACAUCAAGUUCGAUGAAGGUGAUGAUGAAGUACAGGCGGCCGCCAUGGAAUGAGCCAACGAUCCGUUGGGGUGAGUCUACAAGCUGUACGGUUUCAGAAAACAAUCUGAAUCUUAAUAAGCAAAGAAGCACAGAAGAGUAGCAGUAGUACAUUUAAUAAUAGAAGAAAAUGUCUGUGAAAGAAUUUAAUUUUAAAAACUGCCAAGAAAUAUGAAUCAAUAAAUCUACUGAUUUAAAGGAACCACCUUUACCUAUUUAA